AAACAUUCCUAACGUUACUUCCUCCGUUUCUUCCGAAGACGAAUAGCACAGCAGCCGGCCUUACAAUUUUCCAACUUUCAGUUUCAAUUUUCAGAAAAAGGAAAAACCCAUUUCUUACCAUUUCCCCCAAAAAAUGCCCGUUUCGGUUUUACCGGCCUAGCUUUCGACCUUGCCCAUCCUUGAAUCUUUCCCAAAACCCUAGAACGGAUACACCAGUAUCCAUUGCGAUGGCUACCACCACCACUACCAGUCUCGGAACCGCCGGCGAGGACCGAGUUUUGGCCACCGCGCAACAGAUCGUUAACAGCCUCAAUACUCCGAAGGAGGUUCGUGAGGACAUGCUCUUAAUUCUCUCCAGCUUUGACAAUCGGUUGUCGCACAUCACUGAUUUGGUCAAAGACGAGUCCAACACCGCCCAGGGACGCCUGGACGCCGCGGAGAAGGUCAUCCUUCGUUGGGAGACCUCCUCCUCUGGCUCCUCUCGCCACCACUCGCUCCCCUGGGAGGAGGCCCCGGAGGAAGUAGAUGAGUAUUUUUCGGCAAUCGACGAUAUACUGCAGUCCGUUGGGGAUUUGACGAUUAGGUCUGAUAACGAAAUUAUGGACCGGGCUGAGACUGCUAUUCAGAUGGCCAUGUCGAGGCUGGAGGAUGAGUUUCGCCACAUCUUGAUCAGCAAUACUGUACCUCUCGAUGCGGAAAGGCUGUACGGAUCGAUCCGGAGAGGUGAGCAGUUUUUUCCAUCGAUUGAUGAAGAAUUCGAGAGUUUUGGAGAGGUUGAUAGAGAGAGGGGAUGUUUUCAUGAGCGUGGACCGAGUUUGCGUGAUGAUGUGUGUGUUGAUUUGAUAAAUGCUGAUGCUUUGAUUGAUUUGAAGGAAAUUGCAGACCGAAUGAUCUGGUCUGGGUAUGAGAAGGAGUGUGUUCAGGUUUAUUGUAAUGUUAGGCGUGAUGCUUUGGAUGAGUGUUUGGUGAUUCUCGGAAUUGAGAAAUUGAGUAUUGAGGAGGUUCAGAAAAUUGAGUGGAAGGAUUUGGAUGAGAAAAUGAAGAAGUGGAUUCAAGCGGUCAAGAUUACUGUUAGGGUUCUUUUGAAUCGUGAGAGAAGGCUCUGUGAGCAGAUUUUCAAUGCUUCAGAUUCCGUUAAGGAGAUUUGUUUUAAUGAGACCGCAAAAGGGUGUCUUAUGCAGUUGUUGAAUUUUGGGGAGGCCGUGGCUAUUGGGCACAGGUCGUCUGAGAAGCUGUUCAGAAUUUUGGACAUGUAUGAUGCAGUUGCAGAUGCAUUGCCGGAGUUGCAGGAAAUGGUUACCGAUAAGCUUAUAUGUACUGAGGCAAAGGGAGUGUUGCAUGGAUUAGAGGAGGCAGCAAAAGGGACCCUUUUGGAGUUACAGAAUGCAGUGCAGAAUGAGCCCUCGAGAAGACCCAUGCAAAAUGGGGAGAUUCAUCCAGCCACUAGGUAUGUGAUGAACUACUUGAAGCUGCUUGUGGAUUAUAGCGAGACUCUAGAUUCAAUAUUAGAGACUGAUGAGGACGAAGCAGAUAGAUUUCAUGGUGAAGCAGGUGAUAAUCAUCGAUUGCAGAGUACAACUCCCUUUGCCAAACGGUUGUUCCUGGUGAUAUCCUCUUUGGAAUCAAAUCUAGAGGAGAAAUCAAAAGUGUAUGAUGACAAUGCAUUACAGUACAUAUUUUUAAUGAAUAAUAUUCUGUAUGUGGUUCAGAAAGUGAAGGAUUCUGAACUAGGGAAGCUCUUGGGAGAUAAUUGGGUUCGCAAGCGGCGUGGCCAGAUUCGCCAGUAUGCUACCAGUUAUCUGAGGGCUUCUUGGAGUAAGGCUCUUUCUUGUUUGAAGGAUGAAGGUAUUGGUGGGAGCACUGGUAAUGCCUCAAAGGUGGCUCUGAAGGAAAGAUUUAAGAGUUUCAAUGCAUGUUUUGAAGAAUUGUAUAGGAUUCAGACAGCUUGGAAAGUGCCGGAUUCUCAACUUCGUGAAGAGCUCCGAAUAUCCAUAUCAGAGAAAGUAAUUCCAGCUUACCGCUCCUUUAUGGGGAGGUUUGGUAGUCAGCUAGAGAGCGGAAGGCAUGCUGGAAAGUACAUUAAGUAUACACCAGAAGAUUUAGAAAGUUAUCUAUCAGAUUUCUUUGAAGGAUCCCCUCUUGUUCUUCACCACAUGAGAAGAAAGAGUACAUAGUAUAUAGUACUCAUGUAACAGGUAUGUUCCCUGUGCUCACCAAGGACUAGUUGGAUCAAAGGUUGCACCUAUCCUGAUGAUAUGUGUAUGUCUUAUCUAUUUAAUGUCAUAAACACAGGUUUUUGUGAAAGUCAACUGUCAAUUUCCUUUAUAUGGUGUAUCUUGUACAUGUUUUAUAGACAAUAUUUUCUCUAUGUGUGGAUUUGCCAAUCGCAUGGUUCAUGGAUUUUCCUUCGUAAAUACCAAAUGACCAAUUGACAUGGCAGUGGUAGUGGUAUUACUACUGCAAGCAUUAGUUGAUGGAUUUCAAACGUUGAGAUGCUCCAUAUUGUCGAGUGUAAAAAUUCUUGCUACAUGCAUGUGUAAAAAAAGGGUUUUGUCAAAUGUGGAUGAAGAUACUACAUGGAAUUUACUGAUGUUUUUUGCAACCUCUAUUCCAUUUCCUAAACUGCAAAAUCUGAUGUGUCGUUAGUUUAUACAUGUUGGCGUGGAUAUUGAGCCAAGUUGAUAUACUAACUAACAUUGUUGUUGUUCUUGUGAUGGUGCAGUUAGGAGAUUCUGUGCUUUGAAUUUUUUCUUUCUUUUUUCCUCUUUUUGGCAUCUGGGGGAGAGAAAACUAUCAUACUUCAAUUUUUUAAGGUGUAGUAGAACUUGGUAUAAAGAAAUGGGGGAGCA
Messenger RNA from Rubroshorea leprosula, 2849 nucleotides. The record is from the annotation of a GenBank genome assembly. NCBI's taxonomy places the organism in Eukaryota, Viridiplantae, Streptophyta, Magnoliopsida, Malvales, Dipterocarpaceae.